AUGUCUCUGGCCUCAAGCGACCCCACGUCGCUUUUGCACCUCCAGAGCAAGUACAUCCACGACGAGAUCAAGCGGGUCCAGCGGCCCGGCGGCCUCUACGCCCUCGUCAUCGACGACACCACCGAACGGGUGAUCAACGCUGUUUUGACCAAAGAACAGCUCUUGCGCAUCGUCACCCUGAUCGAGAAGAUCGAUGACGCCCGCAAGCAAAACCUGUACAUGGAGGGGAUCUACUUUGUCGAGAUGCUGUUGUUUAAUCUCAAAUGUAUCGCUGCCGACGCCCACACCGCUCGGUAUAAAGGCGGUAUUGGCUUGUUUUUACCCCUGGAUGAACCGGAAGUGACCCACUAUUUCAAUGGGCAGCAAUUCAUGAAGAAUCCAAAGAUUUCUGCUUAUUUUGAUGGCAGAAUUAAUUAUACUACCUCGGUGCUCCAUCCGCUUGAAUCCCACGUUUUCUUGACGGAUAACAUCACCCCUAACCUGAUGCCGAUCUACUAUAACGAGAAUUGUGGCGAUUUAGUCAUUCCCCAGAUCCAAUUGGCGGCAAGAGCGUUGGUAAACCUUGUGGUGCUUACUGAGGAAAUGCCGUUAAUCCGCUUCUAUUGUCCCGACCAAUCGAAAGAACUGAACCAGUACCCGGCACUGAGAUUGCCUGAACUCAUUGCUGAUGAGUAUCAGCGGCAAAUCGACGACUACUUCCGCGCUAAUCCUGAUUUCCCUCCCGCCACUACGGGGGAUAAACCCCGGUCAUUACUCAUCAUUGUCGACCGCAGUAUUGAUCUUUUUGCUCCAUUAUUACAUGAGUUCACUUACCAAGCAAUGGCCAUGGAUAUCGUCCCCCUGUUAGAGCGUACCGGUAAGUACGAGUACGAAGCGGAAACCGAAACAGGAGAAGUGAAACAGAUGAAGGCGAAACUAGAAAACGAAACCGACGACGACUGGGUGGCGUUGCGCCACAUGCAUAUCAUCGAGCUGCUGGAGCUCAUCAUCAACCGCAUCAACGAGUUAAUCAAAAAUAACCUGCGGUUGGUCGACCGGUCCAAGGCGCAGACGCUGGGCGACUUAAUCUAUAUCAUGGCCAACUUGAAGGGGUUUGACGAGGAAAGACGUCUUUUGACGAUGCACAAGACGCUUAUCGACGACUGUCUUGACCGUAACGCUCUGCGGAAAUUGGCCGAGUUUGCCGCCGAUUUCGAACAAACGUGUGCUGCUGAAGGCACUCUGUUUGAAGGCGAGCGUAAUCGUCAUUUACACGACGAUUUAAUCGUGCUUCUUGCCCGAGAAGACUUGACGGUUAAUGACAAAAUGCGGCUUGUGUUGAUCUACGGGUUGUACCGGGGCGGGCUUGUGGAGCUGGAUUUCAUCAAGCUCGUCAAGUUUAUUGGCGUCAACGACCGCCAGGUGACGUCGCUCAUUUCUCGGUGCUUCACUAACUUGUAUAAGGUGGGGUUCCCCAUUGUCAAAAAGGACGUCCAGGACCCGAAAGUGGAUAAACAGAUGUUCCACACGAUUAAUAAUGAGGGCACUUAUAAUACGUCGAGAUUUGGUCCCGGUGUUAAAGACGUGGUCCAGAAAGCCGUCAAACACCAGUUGGAUGAGGACUGGUUCCCUUACUUCCGGGAAAAGCCGUUGGAGGACGAUGCCAUCGAUGCCGGUCCUUCGCUGCUGCAACAACCGGCCCUGCUUAGAAAUAACCGCAUCAAAGCACUGUGGGCUCAGCUGCUGACCCGGGUGGGGCCGCAACUGUUAAGACCGCGCCAAAGGGUGUUUGUCUACGUCGCCGGCGGCAUGACUUAUUCGGAGAUGCGGCUGGUGUACGAGCUUGGCGACCAGCUUAAUAAAGACAUGUACAUUGGUUCCGAGCUGAUCUUGAGACCGAGAGACUUCUUAAUUGGGUUACAGCUGAUUGAUAAAGUGAAGUCUCCCCAGGACUUGGAAAUCCCGUUAUGGAAACAGCGGGCCAAGAACGCUAACCGCGAGGUGCCUCCACACCUUUUGCCUAAACAAAGACCGACACUGUAUGGGUCUCCGGGGAUGUCCCCUGGUAUGUCGCCUCCGGCAGCGACUCAGGGCCACCCGAGAACUCUGGGCCAGUUCCUGGCGGGGCUGGGGCCGCUGCCGCAAAUGAAGCAGACUCAACGGUUGGGUCUGCCCAUUGGGUUCAAUAACUCUAACCCGAGAAUGAGUGGCGGUCUGGUGUCUGACCCUAACGGUAUUGGCGUGCCCAUGGGUGCUGCUGGUGCUGCUCCCGUGGCUGGCACUGUCCCCAUCACUGCUGCCACUGGCUACCGUCCUCCGGAACCGGUGGUGACGGAUACGUCGCCGACGACGGAGACGAAGAAGAAGAAAAAGGGUCUCAAGAAGCUCUUCAAGAAGGGCAGCAAGUAA
Messenger RNA from Diutina rugosa, 2388 nucleotides. It is a transcript of the gene SEC1, whose product is annotated as Sec1p. NCBI's taxonomy places the organism in Eukaryota, Fungi, Ascomycota, Pichiomycetes, Serinales, Debaryomycetaceae. Gene Ontology annotation, cellular component: secretory granule; plasma membrane. Gene Ontology annotation, molecular function: syntaxin binding. The record is from RefSeq and is a predicted model, not a curated record. The coding region runs from base 1 to 2388 and encodes 795 amino acids. Gene Ontology annotation, biological process: vesicle-mediated transport; intracellular protein transport. The transcript has a single exon.